GCUUAUGCUAAGAAAAGAGGAAGAACGCGAUAGCACGAAGAUGCUGCCUUUUGAGAGCAGCUGUGGGCCGAAUGUGCAGCCUGAUUACACGUAAGCAGGGCGGUCACUGGCCUGCCAGUCACUCACAACAUUUUGUACUUGUUGUACGCAGAAACCCCGCCAUAACUAACAGCAGAAGUGAAUGAUAUUAUUGAGGAUCACUGCGAUAUGAUGCCGAGUUGGUGGCCGGAAACGGCGCAACAGAGACGAGUUUUCGAUGGUAGAGGUGUAUGAAUCCUUGACUAAUAGUGCCUGCAAUAACUCGUUUGUCUCACGGAGAACCUCGUUUGUCUCACGGAGAAACUCAUUUAUCUCAUGGAGAUCGGCGGUAGUGGUCGGUCUGUCCAUAGUGAUGUUCGUGAUGUGAUAAGGGUUGAUGCCACCCUGGGCAUCUUACUGCCGGCACUCACAGUCCUCCUAGUCAGGAGCUCCAAGACGCAUCCAAAACGUCUCUCCGUCGUGACGGCCGGGCUGCAGUCCUUCUUUGACGCGGCAGCCUACUUUGCUAUUUCGGCGCCGCUCGCCACCAUUGUCUUCCUCUCUAUGAAGGACUUUGGCAUUAGCGCGUCCAACUUUGAGGCCAUUGAGUCAAAGAUUACCCAGAUCGUUUCGGUCGUCUGCAUGCUGCCCCUGUUGUACCCUAUUGUCCUGCUCAACGCUACCGACGAGCCUGCCAAGCACAACAUGCGCGUAUUCCUGCUCAAUGUGGCCGCCUCGUUGUCGUUCUACACCUUUGUCUCACGUUGCAUCCACUGGUUCAGUAACACGCCCAUGCGGACCAGCGACGGCGACGUGAUCUAUAUGGACGACUGGGUCGAGGUGGAAAGUAUUUGCUUCAGCGACGGUCUCCGGGGUCUGAAAAAGAACCGUGUCUAUGGGUCUAUCGGAGCCGUAGGGCUAUCCGCUAUGAUCAUCGUCUACCUCUUCACAUUUUGGCAAAAUCUUGGUCUCCUUGGCUCCCGCCACCUCGCGGGGCGCAGCCGGUGGCAGGACUUGAUCUUCCAGCACCACGUCUGGAGACAAUGGCUCAGCAGGCACCCAUACUACGCAACGGCCUUCCCUUCUGGUCCCGCUCGGGCUCUCAUUACCCCUUCUUUGGGCAAUCUUUUACCUACGGCACCUUCAGCGGGAACUGUCAUAUGUACUAUCCAUGGAGUACGAGGGGGAUAG
Emericellopsis atlantica is the source of this 1209-nucleotide messenger RNA. RefSeq lists its product as uncharacterized. The transcript is spliced from 2 exons. The coding region runs from base 355 to 1209 and encodes 284 amino acids. Lineage: Eukaryota; Fungi; Ascomycota; Sordariomycetes; Hypocreales; Bionectriaceae. The record is from RefSeq and is a predicted model, not a curated record.